UUCGUUUUUUGUCACAGUGUCACUACAACUCAAACAACUAUAGGAAUGUACAUGACUGGGAAAUACUAUGAUUAUUAUUAUUCUUAUUACGUUUAUCGUCGACGAUGGAAUGUAUACAAUUGUGCUGGAAGAUGCUAUUGUUCUACCACUUAUGUGACUUGUUCCAAUACAACUUGUGAAGACGGUGAGGUUAGAUGUCCUCCAGGUCGCAAUGAAACUAAUUCCACAAAUGUAUGCAUUCGUAAAGACAGUAUGUGUGAUGGAGCAAUUGACUGUGAAGAUGGCACCGAUGAAAAGAAUUGUGCUUCAUGUGCAAUUGGACAUUGGCAAUGCAAAAAUCUGAAAUGCAUCAAACAAGGACUUCGCUGUGAUGGUAAAGAAGACUGUGACGAUGGUUCUGAUGAAUUCUAUUGCUUUACAUACAUAAACAACACAAUUCUAGUGUAUCACAAUGGUUCAUAUGAAAAUGUUUGUGAAAACAACUUGAACAGUGAAAAAAUUGCAAAUCAUUUGUGUUCCACAGUUGGAAGAAGUAAUGGAACAUUUGGUAAUUCAAUUGACGGAUAUGGUGUACAAUUCACACAAAACCCCACAGGCAGCAAAAUGGGACUGAUACCAGGAUUCAAAGCAAAUUCCUUUGAGAAGUGCAAAUACAUGGUAUUGGAAUGCAGUAAAGAAGUUUGUGGUACUCGAAAACGAGAUUUGUUUGAACCUAACGUUCAGAAUGGACAUAAUGCUUUAGAUGGUGAAUAUCCAUGGGUUGUGGUGUUACUCAGAGGAUCCAGUUUUGUUUGCACUGCCUCAUUGAUCAGCAAAAAAUAUGUGCUUACUGCAGCUCACUGUGUAGAUGGCAACAGCUAUAACUCAUAUUAUGUUAGAGUUGGAUCCAUAAACAAGGGUAAAGGAACACUUUAUAAAGUGACUCAAGUAUUGGUACACCAGGACUAUGAGAGCUACAGAUAUGGUUAUGACAUAGCACUUCUUUAUGUGAAAAGCGGAAUUACAUUGACAGAUGAUGUGCAACCAAUUUGUCUUCCAGAAAACCCUGCUCCCUUAGAAAGAGACUACUAUAUUACUGGUUGGGGUCAAAAUGAAAAUCGUGAAAGAGUAUCAAUUUUACAAGAAGCCAAAACUGAGAUGUUAGAAUAUCAUUCAUGCAAAAAGCAUUACAAUUUUAUCACAGAGGCUGUAUUAUGUAGCAAUAACAAAGAAUUCUAUCAACCAUCCUGUUAUGGUGACAGUGGAGGUCCAUUACAAACACUCAAUGACCAUGGUUUUUGGGUAAUACAUGGUGUUACCAGCUUUGGUAUGAUAGGCUGUAAAGGAGAUAUAGCAAAGCCAGGGGCAUUUUCUUCUGUUUAUCACGGAUUAGAAUGGAUUAAGAAAUAUGUUUAAACUUCAUACAAAAUAUUUCUUACAACAUUCAAAAUUAUUCUGUACUUAAACUAAACUGAUUUCAUUAACUGCUUAAUCCUGUAAUAAUUGUCAAAGCUCACCCGAUGACUUAAAUUUGUAUCUCGUUCAAUGCUUGCUUCCUUUUAAUUCUAUAAGUUUUCUUUAUUCAUUUCUAUUCUAAGUUUAAAUAUACAAGUGUAUUCUUUUAAUACCUUUAAUUUAAUCAUAAAUUUAUUAAGUUUUAAAUUAAAAGACUGAUUUUCACAAAAAUACUUUCAAACAAAUGUAUUCCAUUAGCUGAAAUAAUCAUAAUGAACAUUAACUUUAAAAUAAAUUAAUGUAAUUUUGAAUUUAGAAACCAUGCUAUCAUGAGACCACACAUGUAUGCACGCACGUGUACGCUCCCUACACACACACGUACACGCACACAUAUGCCCGCAUGCAUACACAUGCACACACACAUGCCUGCACACACAUAUGCAUGCACGCACACACACAUGCACACAUGCACGCACGCACACACACACAAACACACAUACACAUCUUUCCAGAAGCUGCAAUCACUUAUAAAUUUUUAUAGAAAGUUACAGAAGUGAUUUUAAAUUCUCAAUCGCAUGAUAAUGCUAAUAAUAUAGUCUGAACAGGAUAAACUAACCCUUAUUUUGCAGAAAAAAAGUGUAGGUGGUUAGCUGUGGACUCGAACUCACAUCCCCAUGAUUAAGCUAAAACAGUGUCCAUAAGCAAAACCAGUUAAAUAUCUAACACUGUAAUUAUUUGCUGGUAGCCAUGUUUUUUUUUUUGCUUUUGCUCUGCUUUUUGUUUUUUAAGAGGUUUUUUUUUAUCUCUUGUCAACUUCGGUUUUAACUUUUAUUUUACAUAAACUUUUUUAGAAUUAAUCAAUUCACUUGUUAUAUGAUACUUUACAUAAUUCCUAACAUUAAAAUUUUUGCGAAUUAUUUUUAAUUAUAAAUGAUUUAAAAUCUUAUAAUAAACAUUUGUAAUGAUUCAAGAUCUUUAAUAAAACUUAAUCAGUGUGA
Octopus bimaculoides (California two-spot octopus) is the source of this 2432-nucleotide messenger RNA. RefSeq names its product chymotrypsin-like elastase family member 2A. Gene Ontology annotation, molecular function: serine-type endopeptidase activity; protein binding. NCBI's taxonomy places the organism in Eukaryota, Metazoa, Mollusca, Cephalopoda, Octopoda, Octopodidae. The record is from RefSeq and is a predicted model, not a curated record. Gene Ontology annotation, biological process: proteolysis.